Messenger RNA from Cuscuta campestris, 2091 nucleotides. NCBI's taxonomy places the organism in Eukaryota, Viridiplantae, Streptophyta, Magnoliopsida, Solanales, Convolvulaceae. The record is from the annotation of a GenBank genome assembly.
CUAACCAACCUCAAAUAUUACACAGUAUUUAUUUGUAUUUUUAUUUUUAAAAAAAUAAAUCAUUCCAAGAGCACCACCAUCAAAACAACAGGCCAUUGUAAUCUCCCAUUCUCUCUCUAAAAUGUUUUCUUGGAGAUUUCUCUCUUAUUUCCUUUUUGGGAUCUCCCCUGCCUGAUCAACCUGGACUUUUUGUUAGUUUUCUGGCAUAUUCCUGGACAUAUGAUCGUGUUUUUGAUGAAGUUUUUCUGAAAUUUGGUUACAGAUUAUUUUUCUGUGUUAUUUUGGACGAAGGAAUUAAAGGAAUACUGCAGAAUCUAGUCAGUUUGCUUUUGUUAAAACUAAAGGCACCAUUUAAUAAAUUAUUACUUUAUUGUGAUGGAGCAUAGAAAUACACCACAUAGUAGUCACACGGUUGAUUACGAAGCUGAUGAUCAUACAAGGCAAAACUAUGUGCACCCUGACCUCUGUGUCUUUUAUGGGAAUAAUAUGCCAACUUUCCCACAGCCAAUCAGUCAUACUCUAGCACCAGUGUCAGGAAAUACCUAUUUACGUCCUUUGCCAGAUCAGCGCGCCAAUGCUUUAUUUUAUGGGAUGGCACAUUACAAUGGCACUAUUCAUCAUCAGCGUCCCAUGACAAAUCAUUAUAAUCCAUAUAUGGCUGCUACAUCCUCUACUAACGAAUUCCCCAUGAGUGUGCCUAAUGGAAGGAAUAUUCAUUUCGCUGAUGGUGUUAGAGGUUCAUUUAAGAGAAAGGAUGCUGAUGGAUUCCCCAUGAACUUCCAAUAUCAUCAUGCUAUGGUCGGCUCUAGCUCUUCAGUUGAGGCUUUUCCAGCACCACCUGACUCGUCACCAUUGACCGAAUUUGGAUAUCAGAGUGGUCAUCUAGAAUCUGAAGCAGGACACAACAGAAAUAAUCACUUCAUUCAAGGAAGCUUUGUGAGUCAAGGCUUUCAACCGUUUCCAGCUCAUCCUUGGUUGGACAUGCCACAGCUUAACACUAACCAGGCCGCUCCUUUGCAUUAUGUACAUGCAGCAAGUACUGUGGGGGGUUGUGUGGAUGGAAACAUGGGUGCACAAGAUUAUCAUGCAGCAGCCAACAAUGGGAGCUUGGCUAGCUUUAUGCGCCCCACCCAUAUUCCACAAGGAUUUUCAAGUGUACACCAUCUUCCACCAUCCAUGCAAGUGAUGAGAAGCCCUAAUGUCAACUUCCCUCAAAUGGCACCAUCUUCACACAGGCUCAUAACAAAUAUCUCCCAAAGUCCUUCCCCAGGUGUUGUUGAGGCUGGUCUUACAUAUAUGGGCCCUUUCCCACCCAACGGCUUUCGAAUAAUCAUGCCCCAUCAAAGGGAUUUAAUGGCCGAGACAAAUAUCAUGAGAAACCCUACUGCUCCUAACAUGAGAGUUCUUCCAGAAGAUGGAGUGGCAAUCUUAGAGAUUCCUGAAUAUGAAGUAGUAGGGGGUUCUGUUGAUCAACAUAGAGAGAUGCGUAUGGACAUAGAUCACAUGUCUUAUGAGGAUGAUAUCAUCAGCAAAAAGCAUGCGUCUUGGUACACGUUCUUGGAUAUGCUUGAAGAAUUUGUCACCAACCGUUUGAAAACAAGAUUGUUUUUCUCAAGAGCUUCUAGUUUAUCCCCUGUAGAAUGUUUGGACCAAGAAACAGACUUUUGUGUCAUAUGUCAGCAUGAAUAUAAGGACCAAGAGAAUAUCGGCAUAGUUGAAUGUGGGCAUGAGUAUCACGCGGAUUGCAUAAAGAAGUGGCUGGUUGUGAAGAACAGCUGCCCCAUAUGCAAAUCCACUGCUCUGUCAACAGGUAAACCGGAUUUGUGAACCGGGUCGAAUGGUGGUGGUACCAUUUCCCUGAUUUCUCUUUUCAUUCGGAAGUAUUUAUUAGGGUGGGAACAUUGUCUUCAACUGUAAUGUGUAUUACUCUGUAUAUACUUUGCUUAGACGUGGCCCACGUUUGUCACAACCGUUAUCUUAUUGGGCAUGUAUCUUUUGCUCUCUAGUCUCACCCCGGAAUUGUACAGACUAUAUAGAAUUCUAAAGGUUCGUUUUGGUUUGAACUGUGCAUAGUAGCUGGCUGGCUGUAUC